AGGUAAGAAUAAAUGUGAAAUUAGAGUGGCAAGUUUUAUGGAAGCAUUUUAGCAAGAGAAUAUGCCCUGGUCUUUCUCUCUUAGGAAGUCUCUUUUGAGCUCGGACUGAAGGAUGACAGGAGAUGAGUAGACAAAACUGCAAGUGGAAAAAAAGAAGGUCUAGAAGAAUGAAUGCAACAGCCUUUGGGUGGAGGGUCAAUGGCUGGUUCGAGAGCCUGAAAUCAGGCCAGUGUGGCUAGUAGGCAGAGGGCUUAGGGAGUAUGGGACAAGCUAGGCCGGAUAUGUAGGUGGGGCUGGACCAUGAAGGGCCCUGUGGUAGGAAAUGGUAACACUUCAAGUUUUAAUUUUCAUAGCAAAGGGAAACCAUUGACAUUGGAGGGGGUUAACGUGGUCAAAUUUGCACUUGGAAAAAAUCACUCUAGCCACAGUGCAGAAACAGAUUGGAGAGGUCAAGGGUGGUGGAUAUGCCAUGACCACUUGAGAAGCUAUUGUCAUAUUCCAGGAUGAAAUUAUGAUAGCUUGGCCUAGGGGUGGCAGGGGAGAUGGCAAGAAAUGAACACAUUCAAGAGACUUACGAUUGUUCAUUGAAUAGGACCUGUUGAGGCAUUGGAUAGAAAUGUGAAGAAGAGGAAGGAAGUCUUUGAAGUUGCUGACUUACGGAACAGACAGAUGGUGAUGCCAUUCACUAAUAUAGGGAACACUGAGGAAAGAAAGAUGGGCAGAGACCACGUAAGGUCAGUUUGGGACAUCCUGAAUUUGAGGCAUCAUUGAGGCAAUUCAUAUGUGCUUCUGGAGCUCAAAGGAGAGCAAAGGGCUAGAGUUAUAAGCUUAGGAGUCGUCAGCAUAUAGGUGAUAACUGCAGCUGCGACCAUGGGUGAGAUGAUUUAGGGAGACAGUACAGCAGGAGAGGAAGAGGACCAAACCCAAACCUUGAGAAGUGAGCCUGCAAAGUAGAUAGAGAAGAUAUGAUCAGAGAGUUAGGAGGGUGACCAUGGGGUGGGGUGCAGGGAAGCGUGUUUCAAAGAAGGAGAAGUCAGCAGCAUUGAAUGCUCUGGAGAAGUCAAGAAAAACGAGGCCUGAUUUGAAAACUGUCUUUUGUAUUUGGUGACAUGAAAUCAUUGGUAAUUGUAGUAAGGGCUGUUUUAUAGUGGAGGGAGAAAUAGAGGCAAAACUGUUUUAGAAUGGGUUGAGGAAUGAGUGGGAAGUGAAGAAAUGAAGACAGCUUGGCUGAGGACUUUGGCUGUGAAGGGAGAGGAGAGCGGGUAGCUGGAGGCGGAUGUGAGAUUAAAAAUUAAAAAAAAAAUUGAAUAGACUCAAGCAUUUGUAAAUGCCAAUAGGAAGAUCAGGUUUGGGGGUGGGAGUUGGGCUGGAGAAAACAUCAUGGUGGUUCAAGGACCCGAGACACAGGGAUAAUUAAUGGGGUGGGGUGCCUGAGAAGGGAGGAGGGAAUUGGCUCCCAAGCCCAGGUGGCAGUCUGCUCUGGAGCCAGAGGGAGGGACAGCUAACAGAAAGGACUGGUCUUCGUAGCUGCAGGCGGGUUGCAAUGGCUGGUUGUUGGAGAUGACGAAGGUCCCAUCUGACAGCCUCUGUCGGGUGAAAUUAGAGCUCAACAUCCUGGUGGACACAGGGAGCAGUAACUUUGCAGUGGGGGCUGCCCCCCACCCUUUCCUGCAUCGCUACUACCAGAGGCAGCUGUCCAGCACAUACCGGGACCUCCGGAAGGGUGUGUAUGUGCCCUACACCCAGGGCAAGUGGGAGGGGGAGCUGGGCACCGACCUGGUGAGCAUCCCCCAUGGCCCCAAUGUCACUGUGCGUGCCAACAUCGCUGCCAUCACUGAAUCAGACAAGUUCUUCAUCAAUGGCUCCAACUGGGAAGGCAUCCUGGGGCUGGCCUAUGCUGAGAUCGCCAGGCCUGACGACUCCCUGGAGCCUUUCUUUGACUCCCUGGUAAAGCAGACCCACGUUCCCAACCUCUUUUCCCUGCAGCUCUGUGGUGCUGGCUUCCCCCUCAACCAGUCAGAGGUGCUGGCCUCAGUUGGAGGGAGCAUGAUCAUUGGGGGUAUCGACCCCUCGCUGUACACGGGCAGCCUCUGGUACACACCCAUCCGUCGGGAGUGGUAUUAUGAGGUGAUCAUUGUGCGGGUAGAGAUCAAUGGACAGGAUCUGAAAAUGGACUGCAAGGAGUACAACUAUGACAAGAGCAUCGUGGACAGUGGCACCACGAACCUUCGUUUGCCCAAGAAAGUGUUUGAAGCUGCAGUCAAAUCCAUCAAAGCAGCCUCCUCGACGGAGAAAUUCCCAGACGGCUUCUGGCUUGGGGAACAGCUGGUGUGCUGGCAAGCAGGCACAACCCCUUGGAACAUUUUCCCAGUCAUCUCACUCUACCUAAUGGGUGAAGUUACCAAUCAGUCCUUCCGCAUCACCAUUCUCCCACAGCAAUACCUGCGGCCAGUGGAAGACGUGGCCACGUCCCAAGACGACUGCUACAAGUUUGCCAUCUCACAGUCAUCCACGGGCACUGUUAUGGGAGCUGUUAUCAUGGAGGGCUUCUACGUUGUCUUUGAUCGAGCCCACAAACGAAUUGGCUUUGCUGUCAGUGCUUGCCAUGUGCAUGAUGAGUUCAGGACGGCAGCGGUGGAAGGCCCCUUUGUCACCCCGGACAUGGAAGACUGUGGCUACAACAUUCCACAGACGGAUGAAUCAACGCUCAUGACCAUAGCCUAUGUCAUGGCGGCCAUCUGCGCCCUCUUCAUGCUGCCACUCUGCCUCAUGGUGUGUCAGUGGCGCUGCCUCCGCUGUCUGCGCCAUCAGCAUGAUGACUUUGCUGACGACAUCUCCCUGCUGAAGUGAGGAGGCCCAUGGGGAGAAGACAGAGAUUCCCCGGGACCACAUCUGGCUGGUUCACUUUGGUCACAAGGAGACACAGAUGGCACCUGUGGCCAGGGCACCUCAGGACCCUCACCCACCCACCAAAUGCCUCUGCCUUGACAGAGAACUAAAAUCUGGCAAGGUGGGUUACAGGGAUUACACCUGUAGGAAACAGGAGAGAGGAGAAAGAAACGCUCUGGUGGUGGGAAUACUCUUGGUCACCUCAAACUUGAGUUGGCAAAUUCUGCUGCUUGAAACUUCAGCCCUGAACCUUUGCCCACCAUCCCCCUCAAUUCUCCAACCCAAAGCAUUCUUCUUUUUCCAGAAGUGAUGGCACCACGCCCAGGUUCCCCCAGUUGUGUGUCUCUAGAGCACCCAGGCAGAGGAAGGGCCCAUCUUGUUCCCUGUUGGCCAAAGUCGGUUUGCUAUUGGCUUCAGAGAUAGGAACUAUACCAACAAGGCUGACAGUGGUGCAAAGAUUGCCUCUUGAAUUAAACAGAAAAUAAUCAGACUGAGUAUUUGUACACAUGGGGCAGUUGGAAGAGGAGGGGGAGAGGGAGUACAAAGACAGGCAACAGUGGGGAUCAAAGCUAGGAAAGGCAGAAACAUGGCCACUCGCCAAUCCCCGUUUUAGACUUCAUCUCCAAGACAGAAUCCCAUCUGGUAAGAGGGGCGCUGCUUCCCAAUGUUUUUUCUUUCUUUUUUUUUUUCCUGUGGUUGAAGCCUGACCAAAAGUGAGAUGGGAAGAAGGACUUAUUUAGCCAAAAAGCUCUUUUUAGCUCUUAAAUAUGAAGUGCCCACUAAGAAAUUCCAUCUAAGAAAUGAAUACCUGAUUAAUUCCACUGGUCUCCAUCUGAAUGCUUUGCUCUACCUAUGCUAGGCAGCAUUAAAAUAUCCCAACACCUCCAAACCCCGUUUCCCUAUGGGAAAGCAAUUGGAAUACAGCAAAUAGAGCAAGGCUGGGCUCCGUCUUCCUGGACACAUCUUCGCUCCCUCCUCUAAAUCCCUAGUCCUAUGUAGCUCUGCAGCUGAGGUGCUAAGAAUAGACAAGGGACCUCUCCUACCUAAUUCUUGAAAGCAGAAUCCUGAAGAUUCUUUCAACAGGUAUAGGGGUGAUGCCCUAUACUUUUGCCUGGAUUUCUUCUUGUUCAGCUGUUAGGCUGUAGUAUAAGAUCUUUACAUAAUACAGAGCAGUUUCACUGCUUUCUCACCCUCUCUAAUGUCCCCUCCACUUAUUUGGCUAAGGCAUUCCACAGUGGCACAAGUAUUAUACCAAGAGUGCCAGGAACACAGGGCUUCCUGGUUCUAGCAUUAUCGCCUUCAGUAUCAAGGCUGCCUGGAGAAAGGAUGGCAGCCUCAGGGCUUCCUUACUUCCUUCACCAUAAGAGUCCCUCAAUGGAAGCCACCUUUUUCUCCUGUCCUGCCUCCACUCCCCACUCCUAAUUGUACUUGGGUACCCAGACUGGUUCUUGGGCUAGGUAUUGGGGACUAAGUUCAUUUCCAAUCAGUUCUAACACAGUGACUACGAUACCAGUGUUAGUGGGAAGAGCUGAAUUUUCCUAGUAUACCCACUGGAUCCUCUUCCUAUGUGGUCAACACACUGUUUCCAGGUAUGGGACCUGCCAAGUGUGGAACUACCUGAUGAGGGAAAGGGAAAUACAAGGAGGGCCUCUGGAGAUCCUGGCCUCAGUCAGCUGCCCACAAGCCAUAAACCAAUAAAGCAAGAAUAUUGAGUCACAGUUUUUGAUCUGGAUUCUCUUCAUUUCCCGGCACUUGGUGCUGCUCUGGCUGACUGGGAACACCCCAUAACCACAAAGACUGACAGGAAGACUGGAGACUGUCCACUUCCAGCUUGGAACUUUCUGUGUAAAUAAACUUCCAGAAUUGCUACCGUAAAAUGAAAAUGCCACAUUCUGCUUUAUAAUUUUUAUCCAUGAUGCGGAAAACUGCCUUUCCCCCAGCUCUUCCCAGGGCAUAAAACCCAGCCCCUUCAUUAGUAAGUUCCAAUAUCACAUUUUCUUUUAGGAGAAAAUUUGUGCUUAUUUUUCUUUUUACAGUUACUUCGUUUCUACCCUGAAACUAUAAACUCUAAAUGGAAAAAAAAAAUCUUGACAAAAGCUUCUUGCUUGUAAAAGUAUGUAUUACAUGUCUCUAUUUUUAAAUACUACCCCAAAAAAAUGACUGUCCCAUCUCCACUCACUGCAUUAAGGGCCUUUCCCAUUGGCCUGUAUGGCUUUUACCAGUGCAGGCCAGUGGGCAGAAGGAACAGGGAGAACAAAGGUAGCCAAAACUUCAGUGUUGUUUUCUGAUCAAGAUCCUGAAUAAGAAAAAGAGCAACAAUAAAGCCCCAGCUCCCAAGCACAACUCCCCAAAACACUUGUCCUCCUGCUACAGUUGGCUUUCAAGGGCUUUUACUAGGAAGCAGUUAAGCACCCCUACUUAUUCCCUCCCUUUUCACUCUACUCCUUUGGUUCAAAGAUUUGUGGAAAGUAAACAGAAUAUUCUUUAUAUUCAUUUCUAAUUUCUAAAUUUUCAAGAGAUACUGAAAAGUACUGCAGGUGGCCCAAGGGCUGCUGCAAAGUUGAGGGAAAAUAAAAUCUUAAGAUUAUGAGAUAAAAAAUGAAUCCCCCCCAAACCCUCAAAUGAAAAGAACAAAGGAACUGGUCUUCCACUUUGCCACAUUCCCUGAUCAUGACAGCUACCAAACGGGAGAUAUUAAUAUUUCAUUAAUCGAAGCAAGUGAGUCAUCUGACCUCUCUAGAGGGGAGUAUACUGAGGCCAUUUCAAUCACCCUACAAGAUGCCAAGGAGGUCCUGGGAAACUCAACUCCUUACACUGAUGCCAGUCAAUAAACCUGGGCAAGUAAGGCAAGAGAGGAGAAAAAACAUGUCCAUGAGCUGAGAGGCAAGGAUGAAAGACAAAGAAGGAAAAGAGUAAUAAAAACAGACAGGAGAGGAUUUAGAUGGAUCUUAAAGGAAAAGUCUUUGCUACCCUGAUAUGUAUUGCUAGUGCCAGUAAGCAUUUCCAGGUCCCAGAAUGAGGAAAAUUCAGUUGUUGGUAAUGUAAUAAUGUCCUUCCCCUGGAGCUAAUUUUUUUUAAAUUUAACCCUUAGUUUUUACUUUAAUUCCAAAAGAGAAGGGUGCUGAUGCCAUUUCUGGUAGGAGGAAAGAUAAAAGGAUAGGAAAAGACUCAAAGCUCUAAUGGAUGCACAGCUCUCCCAGGUAUAAA
Molecule: messenger RNA, 6096 nt
Organism: Hipposideros armiger (great roundleaf bat)
Lineage: Eukaryota; Metazoa; Chordata; Mammalia; Chiroptera; Hipposideridae
Gene: BACE1
Product: beta-secretase 1
Exons: 9
Coding region: 1561-2850 (429 amino acids)
Biological process (GO): amyloid-beta metabolic process; membrane protein ectodomain proteolysis
Cellular component (GO): plasma membrane; endosome; trans-Golgi network
Molecular function (GO): aspartic-type endopeptidase activity
Source: RefSeq, a predicted model, not a curated record